Molecule: messenger RNA, 1664 nt
Organism: Leptinotarsa decemlineata (Colorado potato beetle)
Lineage: Eukaryota; Metazoa; Arthropoda; Insecta; Coleoptera; Chrysomelidae
Product: glucose-6-phosphate 1-dehydrogenase-like
Source: RefSeq, a predicted model, not a curated record
GUAUGAUAUUGAACAUUAGAUGAAAGUCAUCAACUUGGGAAUAUAGGUUGAAUUGAGUUUAGGUCAAGUCAGUCACAAUUCUCGCAUAACGUUGAAUUGUUUAACAAUGUCGAGCAUUAGGGAAUUGGAGAGCAGCUUCGGUUGUGAUGAUGCAAAAAAUGCCGAAUUAUGCUUGGCCUUAUACAGAAACUCUUUAAAAUCCAAGGAUAUGGAUCAUGAUGGUACUCAUUUUGAUAGUCAAUACCCACACUGUUUUGUCACCCUUGGGGCUUCGGGAGAUCUGGCCAGAAAGAAGAUAUUCCCUACCCUUUGGUGGCUUUUCAGAGACAAUCUCCUACCUGUGAACACUGUCUUCUUCGGUUAUGCUAGGAGCAAAAGUACGAUAAGUGAAAUAAAAGAAAAAUGUGAGCCCUACAUGAACCUGAAGCCAGAAGAGAAGGCACGUUAUGAAGAAUUUUGGAGUUUGAAUUAUUAUUUGGCAGGACAGUACAACUCAAGGACUGAUUUCGAGUUAUUGAACCAAGAAAUAGCAAAAUUCGAAAAGGGACCAGUUGCCAACAGGUUAUUCUAUUUGGCUCUGCCACCAUCUGUUUUUGAGGAUGUCACGGUUCAUAUCAGGAAUACCUGCAUGGCAAAUAAGGGAUGGACUCGGAUUAUCAUCGAGAAACCAUUUGGUCGUGAUUUGGAUUCCUCUGAAAAACUCUCUAACCACUUAGCCUCUCUAUUCACAGAAUCCCAACUAUAUAGAAUAGACCACUAUCUGGGAAAGGAAAUGGUUCAAAAUUUGAUGACACUUCGAUUUGGUAACAGAAUUUUCAAUCCCACAUGGAAUAGAGACAACAUCGCCUCCAUUCAGAUUAGUUUCAAGGAACCUUUUGGAACGCAGGGAAGGGGAGGUUACUUCGAUGAAUUUGGGAUCAUCAGGGACAUAAUGCAGAAUCAUCUCUUGCAAAUUCUAACCCUAGUUGCAAUGGAAAAACCUGCUUCUUGCCAACCGGAUGAUAUCAGAAAUGAGAAGGUUAAAGUAUUGAAGUGUACGAAAACCCUGGAAUUGCAUGAUGUAGUCCUAGGACAGUAUGUAGGUAAUCCAGAAAAGGAAGGUGAUGCCAAGUUAGGGUACCUUGAUGAUAAAACAGUUCCGGAAGGUUCAGUAACACCAACUUACGCUUUAGCUGUCCUUCAUAUCAAUAAUGAACGCUGGGAUGGUGUACCGUUUAUUCUCAAGUGUGGAAAAGCCCUCAAUGAACGUAAAGCUGAAGUUCGUAUUCAGUUCAAAGAUGUUCCCGGAGAUAUUUUUGAUGGGAAACCCAAAAGAAAUGAGCUUGUUAUUCGGGUACAACCGGGUGAAGCUCUCUAUGUGAAACUUAUGGUGAAAACCCCGGGAAUGGCUUUCGAUAUGGAGGAAACUGAGCUUGAUUUAACUUACAGCAACCGAUAUCACUUAUGGAAGCAGAGGGCCAAAAGAAGCUGACGAAUUACUUAUUAAAAACAACUUUACUUACACUGGAUCCUACAAGUGGACACCGAAAAUGUAAUCAGGCUUAUAACCAAGCACAUUCCAAUUUUUCCAAGUUUGUAAAUACAAAAUAAUUGCACACAAGGUUAUUAUUCUAUUAUACUUUCUCCAAGGAGACUGUUGGCAAUAAAAAUUUUCGAUUUUUCAA